Messenger RNA from Aquila chrysaetos chrysaetos, 3285 nucleotides. RefSeq names its product NIMA related kinase 6 (gene NEK6). The record is from RefSeq and is a predicted model, not a curated record. The coding region runs from base 280 to 1224 and encodes 314 amino acids. The transcript is spliced from 10 exons. Gene Ontology annotation, molecular function: ATP binding; protein kinase activity. NCBI's taxonomy places the organism in Eukaryota, Metazoa, Chordata, Aves, Accipitriformes, Accipitridae. Gene Ontology annotation, biological process: protein phosphorylation.
AAACCCCGCAAGCAGGCGCCGUGUCGGUUUUCAGAGCGGGCGGGGGCGGGGAGGGGGGGGGCCGCGGGCAUUUCUUCCGACACCCGGGGCGCGGGGAAACCGUCGUUUUCCGGGGGAGGAAAGGCCGCGGCGGCGGUGGGAGGGCUUGGCUCGCGCUCUGUGCCACAGGGGGCCGCCGGGCUCCGGCGCUGACGCACCGCGGGACGGGGACGAAACGCCCCGAGGAGCGGCGGCGGGACCGGCCCAGCAGAACUGUGAGGCAGAGUUUGGUAUGAUACCAUGGAAGGGCAGCAUAACCAUCCACAUCAUCUAGGGGACCAGAACAACCCUCUUUGCAAGCUGCCAGGGCAGGAAUACCAGCAUGAUCCUCAGAGACAUUUAACGUCGUACCCAUAUCGCUGCACGUUGGCAGAUUUUCAGAUAGAGAAAAAGAUUGGACGAGGACAGUUCAGCGAAGUUUACAAAGCAACUUGUCUUCUGGACAGAAAACCUGUGGCAUUAAAGAAAGUUCAGAUUUUUGAAAUGAUGGAUGCCAAGGCUAGGCAAGAUUGCAUUAAAGAAAUUGACCUCUUGAAGCAACUGAACCACCCCAAUAUAAUUAAGUAUUUGGAUUCUUUUAUUGAAGACAAUGAACUUAACAUUGUCCUGGAGCUGGCCGACGCUGGUGAUCUCUCUCAGAUGAUUAAGUAUUUUAAAAAGCAGAAACGGUUAAUCCCAGAAAGGACGGUGUGGAAAUAUUUUGUGCAGUUAUGCAGUGCAGUUGAACACAUGCACUCCCGCAGGGUGAUGCACAGAGACAUAAAACCAGCCAACGUGUUUAUAACAGCCACAGGGGUGGUGAAGCUGGGAGAUCUUGGAUUAGGACGGUUUUUUAGUUCUAAAACCACUGCAGCACAUUCCUUAGUGGGAACUCCAUACUAUAUGUCCCCAGAAAGAAUACAUGAAAAUGGCUAUAACUUUAAAUCUGAUAUCUGGUCUUUGGGCUGUUUAUUGUAUGAGAUGGCAGCUCUUCAGAGUCCUUUCUAUGGAGAUAAAAUGAACCUGUUUUCUCUUUGCCAAAAAAUAGAGCAAUGUGACUACCCACCUCUUCCAGCUGAACAUUAUUCUGAAAAGCUGCGGGAGCUGGUCAGCAUGUGCAUAUACCCUGAUCCAGAUCAAAGACCUGACAUUGGUUACGUGCACCAAAUAGCAAAACAAAUGCAUGUUUGGACCUCCAGCACAUGAACCAUCUGCAAACACUCAAGAAGCCAGCACAGCUCAGUCUUACUUGAAUUUUUUUUUCUCAGAUGAAACCGACUGGUGCCUAGUCACAUAAGUGAGAGGGUUGAGCACUCAUAGCAAGAUGCUCCAUUAUUUCUGCAGGUUAUUUGACAAGGACUCUUACAUGGUGGUCAUGCUUUAAAGUGAAGAUUCUGUGAGGUAUUGCAAGUGAUUUUUUUUUUUUUUUUUUUUAAGGCCAAUAACGUUACAGAUGUAGAUCAUUUAAGGUCCUUUCUUAAAACUGUCGUGUGUAAUCUAGGAUAGAUGAUAUUAACAAGGGUGUCAGAGCAUUUGACACACCCCUUCUAUCUUAACUGUAAUGUGAAAUAUUGAAAUAAUUCCUUCAGUGAAAUCACUUUAUACUAAUGUAAGAAUUACAGUAGAUUUUGUGUAAUUUGUAUAACUGCUACUUUGCCUCUUCUGCAAAUGGUUAAUAGCAAAUUCAGUUUUUACUUAGUAUAUUUUAAAGCAGCCAUUUAUGUGUUUUUAUUAAUUCCCUCCUCUUCAGACUUAGGAACUGGGAAGGGUUGGGGGGUGGGAAACACAUUUGUUUCAAGAUUUCUUUUUUUUAACUGAAAAUUUAGAGUGAGUAUUUUUGCUGAUGCAUUUAUCUGUUAAAUUGGCUACAGCCAAUGAGAUGAGUUAAGCAUGUACCUGGGGAAAAAACAAGAAAAACAUGCCAAACAAACCCAAAAUAAACAUUGCUUCUGCAAAUAAUUUCUCUUUAAACGUAUUUUCCCAUUUGGCAUGAUUCUUUUUAGACUACAGGUUCUUGUUAAAAAACAGUGUUUAUCUAAGCCAGCUAGAUUUUGGUGAAGCUAAUGCCACAAGUUCAGUAGUACAUUAGGUACUAUAGAUAAAACUUACUUAAGCAAAGCAGUGUUUUAAACACUUGGAAAUUUUUAGAAAAAGAAAUAAGUAAGUAAAGUAAAAUGCUUUGUGUAUCUAAUUCUACAUAAGGAUCAGCCCCUGUCUAUUUAACUGUGAAAGCUAAUUUACAGAAUGUGAAUUUUUAUAAAAAUCUCAACCUGAUUUGAAGGAGUCAUCUUCUUUAACUACAUGAAAAUUUUCAACCAACUAAAUUCAUUCAUUGAAUCAAUGAUUUGUUUCAUUACUGUUGAUGAAAAAUAUUCACUGCUUUAGGAACAAACGUGGAUUCACGUUCAAGUGUUUCCAUUUCAUUUGCCUGUUCAGAGGAACAGGGCUGCACUUAACGUUCUUGAAGACUACAGCGGGGGAAAUAAAUAAGCCUGUACUGUUGCAGCGCUGCUUCCAUGUGUGACGGUGGCUAAUGCCAAAAAUGUAGAUUUGUGUGUGACAGUUCUAAUGCAGCCUGUGCCUGUUUGUUUUUUUUUUCCUUAAGAAAAGCAUACAAUCCUUAAUUUUUUUGGAAAUAAGAUUAGGGUUAGAGGGUUACAUACAUAUAUAUGCUUUUAGUGGAUUUUUUUAACCUAAUUUGCUCUACUUAAAGGAAAACUGCAGUGCAUCUUCAACUAUGUCCCAUCAAAUUUUGAAAUAUUUAUAUAGGGUAGCAAAGCUAUUAAUUGCUGUGAAUAAUGUUGGUAUCAUUAAUGCAAGGUACCACUUUAUUGAGUUUUCUCAGCAGAAAGUUGAGCCUGCUGCUCUCAUGAGAGAUUCAGGAAAUUCAAAUCAGCAUGAGAAUGCAGUGGAGGCACCAGAUUGCUUCCAACAUUCCCAGGCAAACUUGUUUAAUUUAUACCCAGCUUCUUUAGCAAUUCUUAGAUUUAAGACUGAAGACUGUCACUUUUACACUGCAGCUUUGCUUUAAGCCAUGGUGGCAGCUACACAUUCAGAGGGAUGGUUGUGCUGUGCCUCUCUUGGUGUAACACAGAAAAGGAUCUUCGGCUUCCAGGGAAGCUCAGCUUAAAUUUGAGUAUCUUGAGAAGUCUGGUCACUUUCUUGCUACAUAAAAUUUAUUAGUGCUUAUAAGUAAAUGUAUUUCAAAGGGUAAUUUUUUGCAAUUGUGCAUUUUUAGAUAAAUAAAAAAAUGAUUUACAAAAUAAA